This is a messenger RNA of Danio aesculapii, 1713 nucleotides long. RefSeq names its product gastrula zinc finger protein XlCGF57.1-like. The transcript has 2 exons. Bases 82 to 1623 code for a protein of 513 amino acids. Gene Ontology annotation, molecular function: RNA polymerase II cis-regulatory region sequence-specific DNA binding; DNA-binding transcription factor activity. Gene Ontology annotation, biological process: regulation of transcription by RNA polymerase II. The record is from RefSeq and is a predicted model, not a curated record. Lineage: Eukaryota; Metazoa; Chordata; Actinopteri; Cypriniformes; Danionidae.
UUAAAAGUGAGAGACAAGAGUUGUUUUACCUGCACUCGGUGUGGCAAGAGUUUCAGCCAAGCAUCAUACCUUACUAAACACAUGAUGAUCCACACUGGAGAAAAACCAUUCACAUGCCCUCAGUGUGGGAAGAGUUUCAGCCAAUCAUCAUACCUUACUAAACACAUGAUGAUCCACACUGGAGAGAAACUAUUCACAUGCCCUCAGUGUGGGAAGAGUUUCAACCAAUCAUCAAACCUAAAUCAACACAUGAUGAUCCACACUGGAGAGAAACCAUUCACAUGCCCUCAAUGUGGGAAGAGAUUCAGCAAAUCAUCAUCGCUUUAUAGACACAUGAAGAUCCACACCGGAGAAAAACCAUUCACAUGCACUCAGUGUGGGAAGAGUUUCAGCCAAUCAUCAUUCCUUAAUAAACACAUGAGGAUCCACACUGGAGAGAAACUAUUCACAUGCCCUCAGUGUGGGAAGAGUUUCAACCAAUCAUCAAACCUAAAUCAACACAUGAUGAUCCACACUGGAGAGAAACCAUUCACAUGCCCUCAGUGUGGAAAGAGUUUCAACCAAUCAUCAAACCUAAAUCAACACAUGAUGAUCCACACUGGAGAGAAACCAUUCACAUGCCCUCAGUGUGGGAGGAGUUUCAACCAAUCAUCAAAUCUAAAUCAACACAUGAUGAUCCACACCGGAGAAAAACCAUUCACAUGCCCUCAGUGUGGGAAGAGUUUCAGCCAAUCAUCAUACCUUACUAAACACAUGAUGAUCCACACUAAAGAAAAACCAUUCACAUGCCCUCAGUGUGGGAAGAGUUUCAGCCAAUCAUCAUACCUUACUAAACACAUGAUGAUCCACACUGGAGAGAAACCAUUCACAUGCCCUCAGUGUGGGAAGAGAUUCAGCAAAUCAUCAUCGCUUUAUAGACACAUGAAUGUCCACACCAGAGAAAAACCAUUCACAUGCCCUCAGUGUGGGAAGAGUUUCAGCCAAUCAUUAUACCUUACUAAACACAUGAAGAUCCACACCGGAGAAAAACCAUUCACAUGCACUCAGUGUGGGAAGAGUUUCAGCCAAUCAUCAUUCCUUAAUAAACACAUGAGGAUCCACACUGGAGAGAAACCAUUCACAUGCACUCAGUGUGGGAAGAGUUUCAACCAAUCAUCAAACCUUAAUCACCACAUGAUGAUCCACACUGGAGAGAAACCAUUCACAUGUACUCAGUGUGGGAAGAGUUUCAGCAAAUCAUCAUCGCUUUAUAGACACAUGAAGAUCCACACCGGAGAAAAACCAUUCGCAUGCCCUCAGUGUGGAAAGAGUUUCAACCAAUCAUCAUACCUUAAUAAACACAUUAGGAUCCACACUAGAGAGAGAUCAUUCACAUGCACUCAGUGUGGGAAGAGUUUCAUCCACUCAUCCCACCUUAAUAGACGCAUGAAGAUCCACACUGGUGUGAGAGAGUAUAUGUGCUUGGAGUGUGGGAAGACUUUUAUUACAGCUGCAGAAUUUAAACGGCACCAGAGGAUUCACAUUGGAGAAAAACCGUACAAGUGUUCACUCUGCAGUAAGAGGUUUACUCACUCAGGAACCUUGAAAACACAUAAGAGGAUUCACACUGGAGAGAAACCGUAGACAUGAUCAGUGUUUGCAGAGUUUCACUCAUUCAGGGCAGCUUAAGAAACACAUGGGAUGGUUUCUGGUAUGGCGUCGACACGUGUAGCA